AUGGAGUCAUUAUACUCUUCAAUUUCAACAUGGCGGGCAAGCGAAGCACAGGAAGGGGCCCAGCAGAGCCUACCUAGCAGUAGCAAUUUCCCUAUGCUCUGUUCUCGAAGCCCAAUUCCAGCUAGACCGCCAAGCAAGCACGAUCUUCAAGAUACAGCCGGAUCUAGAGGUCUGGGAGGAACAAGCACUGCUGAUGCUAUUAUAUUUCGUCAAAUAUGCGAAGAUGAAGGGGCCGGGAAAAUGGCUCUUACAGAAGCUGAUAUCAGUGCGGCUUUUGAGCUUUGCAGCAGCUUCGAUAUUCUCCACUGUGUCGAACGUCUCAAGACCCUUAUUUUGCAUAUGUCAAUUACACCCCAUGGCCGUCCUGUGGAGGAAUUUGGAAUACUUGGAAUGGACGACCCUAAAGUUGUCCUUCGACGACUUGGAGGAUUGCUCACAUCAAGCUCCCACGUAAGUGGCAAUGACAAGUUGAGAUCUUUCCGAACAGCGUGGAAUCUCAUUUCAUUGGUGGAAUCGGUCGAUUGUGAAUUGAACAUAGCAAUCAAAGAGAAAACUACGCGCCGGCUAUCUACGUAUAAGCAUUUAGAGAGGAAAUGGAGCUUUGCAGGCGAACAGGAUGCAAUUGCUCCCAAAAUAAAUUGGACAAAACUAUUGGAGCAAGGCCGAGUCUGGAAGAACUGGUGCAAGGCACUCUCGAGUGGGACCGUUCAGGACCGUGGGGUUCUAUUAUUGCUGAUGGCUAUCAAGAUUGACUUGAGAACCCCAGUUACAUCGCUAUCUGGAAAUGAGACGCCCCAAUUUCGGAACAGUGAUUAUGAAAUCAAAGGAGGGAAGCUCAAAUGGUUUCAAAUCCGGUGGAUCGAGAGAUACAUUCUCAGACAUAUUCCUGCAGUUGAGCAACUUGCAAAGUUCCUGGAUCCUUGGGCUGUCAUCAUUUUCAAGAGAGACUGGCUAGGCAGGAGGGAGAAACAGAAGUGUUUGGAUGGCCUCCAGGAGUUUCUUUCUCAGUAG
Messenger RNA from Venustampulla echinocandica, 1011 nucleotides. RefSeq lists its product as uncharacterized. The coding region runs from base 1 to 1011 and encodes 336 amino acids. Lineage: Eukaryota; Fungi; Ascomycota; Leotiomycetes; Helotiales; Pleuroascaceae. The transcript has a single exon. The record is from RefSeq and is a predicted model, not a curated record.